AUGUAGAGUAUUUAAGUCUCUUUUGCUGAUAAAUAUCCUGAUAGAGUGUACGAUAAUAAUACAUUAUACUUAGUCCAAUUUUGCUUUAAAUUACAGAUAAAUCUAAAAUUCGAUUUUCAGAUGGAUCACAACACAAAAAAUAUUUAGUUAGUAAAUCAGAUCACUUCUAUCAUUUUUUUUAAAUACUCAGAAAUUCUUUAAAAUUGUCAAAAAAAGAAGCCAUAUAUUUAUUUGUUAACAAUUCUGGAUUGAUUAAACCUGGUAAUUAAAAUUUCUUAAUUAGAAAGUCAAGUUGGAGAAAUCUAUUCUAAACAUCGAAGUAAUGAUGGUUUUUUAAGAAUAAUUUUAAGUGAAUAUGCCACCUUUGGAUGA
Molecule: messenger RNA, 372 nt
Organism: Paramecium pentaurelia
Lineage: Eukaryota; Ciliophora; Oligohymenophorea; Peniculida; Parameciidae
Source: the annotation of a GenBank genome assembly